UGGAGGGAAGGGUUUCCUCCAAGUAGAGGCGUUUUGGAAACAUUGAAGGCAUGAUGAAAAAAUUGAUUGAGAUGUAAUGAAAGGCUUCACCAUCUACUCCUAGGCCUGAUUGGAAAGGUAAGAAAGUUCAGGAGGAGGAUGAGGAAGUGGACAGCGUUUUGCCGUUUUCCCUAAAGGACCAUCUGAAGGGAUUCCAAGGGGAGGUGCAUCGAGGUAUCCAGAAGAAAGGGUAGUAGAAAGGGGGGGAGACCAAACCCUUUUGGAGACCAACUGGGCAGGAAGGAAGGUGGAUCGGAGGAAGCAAUGGUGGGGCCAAAUCAUGGGGUCCAAAUCUGCUAGGGGAAGAAGGGAGAGAAUCACACCACCACUACAUAGGAGGAGCUAACAAAGGAAGAAGCCAUUGGGGUACGGAUAUAGGCCGAGGAAGUUAAAGAUGCCGAUCUUCGGAGAGGAAUACGCUCAAAGUUGGGUGUAUCGGGUGGAGUGUUACUUUGCCAUCAAUGGUCUGACGGAAGGAGAAGAACCUCAUGGCGUUAUGAAUAUGUUUGGAAGGAAAAGCAGUGGCUUGGUUUUAGUGGAGAGAAGCUAGAUAUCUGAUCUUUUCCUGGGGAGAAUUUAAUGAUCGUUUUUUUUGAAUGUUUUCGAGCCAUUCGCGAAGGGGACCUCCACGAAAAAUUCUAUGCUUUAACUCAAGAUGGGACCGACAUAGAGUAUCGGGAGAAGUUUGAGCUGCUGUCAGAUAGACUGAGGGGAAUUUUUGAGGAAGGGUUGAAAGGAAAUUUCAUGAAGGGAUUUAGGGAAGACAUAAGGGAAGAGCUUAGGGUGCUGAGGUCUAGAAGGCUAAGAGAGAUAAUGGAGCUAAUACAAAAGGUGGAGGAGAAACAUCAGAGGGAGAAGGCCAGCCAGGGAAACCCCAUGUGAGGGGCUUACAGAAACAGCUCUACAACCGUAGCACUGAGGACCCAGAUAAUAUCAUUUCAGAGGGAAGCACCUAAGGAGAAGAGCAAUAGAGUUCAUCCUGGAAGCAAUUUAAAAUGCCUCACAGAACCAUAAGUGCAGAAUAGGCGGGCGAAAGGGCUAUGCUUCAGGUGUGAUGAGAGAUCUAUACCCGGGCAUAGGUGUAAGAAUCGCCUCCUUCAAGUCUUGAUGGUCUGUGAAGGGGAAGAGGAGAGCAAGGACGAGUUGGAGGAUGUAUUGGAGGAGACAAAGCAGUCGCAUUUGGAUGUCGCGGACACUAUGAAAUUGGGCGGGAUUUACUCGAAAUCACACUAUGAAAGUUAUGGGGGAAAAUUGGAGAGCAAUCUAUGGUAGUUUUGGUGGAUUGUUGAGUUGCACAAUUUCAUCUCAAAUUGGGUGGUGGACCGAUUGAGGUUGAAGUUAGCCUGGAUGGAAGGGUGUGGGGUGAUGAUGGAAACAUGCAAGAUAGAGAGGAGCAGGGGAUAUGUAAAGGGGUGGUGAUGACCUUGUAGGAUAUUUAGGUGGUGGAAGACUCCCUUCCCCUGGACUUGGGAAGUACGGAUGUGAUUUUAGGGAUGAAGUGGCUACAUACUAUGGGGAUAUGAAGGUGAACUGAAAAUCAUUGACCAUGGAGACACAGGUGGAAGGCAAAAAAGGUAAUGCUUCAAGGGUAUGCCGGCUUAUGUAAGACCAUGCUCAGGACAAUCCAGGAUGCAAGCUGGGAUAUUUGGUAGAGUUGCAAAGCAUAGAAGGGGUUCUAAAAUAGACGGCAAGGGAAGUUCUAGUGGGGGUCCAACAGAUUUUGCAAUAAUAUUAGGAUGUAUUUAAGCCACCGGUCCGGUUACCACUGCCUUGAAAGCACGAAUAUGCCAUCAACUUGAAAAAAGGGACUUCUCCGAUCAGUGUCAGACCAUACCGUUACCCCCACAUCUAGAAAUAUGAGAUAACGAGGUUGAUCAAGGAGAUGAUUGAUGCAUGGAUCAUUAGACCCAGUGUGAGUCCUAUAGCCCGGUAUUGGUGAAGAAGAAGGAUGGCAACUGGAGGUUUUGUAUAGAUUACAAGGCUUUUUAAACAAGGAAACAAUGCUAGAGAAAUUUCAAUUUUUCGUGAUAGAUGAACUCUUGGAUGAGUUAUUUGGAGCUGUGAUCUUCUUCAAAUUUGAUUUGAAGUCGGGUUACCAUCAAAUCAGGAUGAAGACAACAGAUAUGCACAAGACGACCUUCAGGACACAUGAAAGGCACUACAAGUUCCUGGGGAUGCCCUUUGUCCUCUCCAAUGCCUUGCCACCUUCCAAUCACUUAUGAACUCAGUGUUCCAGCCAUAUCUCCGAAGAUUGGUAACGAAGAAAGGAUCCAUGUAUACUAUGCACGUGGGGAGGAUGAUCCAAACUUUUACCGCAGGUGUUAUUGGCUUCUUGAUAAUAACCACUCAUCUCAUCAAUUACCUUCUCAUGUCGCCAAUGUGUUUAUCUCCUGGAAAUUGGAGCACAUUGUUCUGGUUCAUUAUCGCCAAACUUUGGAGAACGUACCUGCGCUCGUGGAAUACAAAGAACCCUUUUAUCUGGCAGGAAUGAUGUCCGAUAGUUCUCCAUUAACUCCAGUUAACUCAAUAUCUGGAUCAAUGCAAUCAGAUUCGUCUGGAUCUGCAGCCAUGUCAGAAGAAAUUAAUUCAAGAGAGGAUCAGGCCAUCUUUACAGGUUCAGGUAUAUUUCUUUCAAAGAAAGAAACCGGGCUUCACAUUAAAGAAUUAAGCCUACAUGACAUCAAUAACCUUGGCUGGGCGGAGUUAGCUUUAGCAUCCGAAUAUAUUGAACCUUGUAUGGGCAAAGCAGAUGGUGCAUUGGACUCCAGCGAUUCUGUGCAAUUUAAAGCAAUCAGCUCCAUCCAUGAUCAAGGAGGGACUGAAUAUCUUGAGACUCCGGAUGAUCAAGGAUUGCCUUCUGUGCUGCUAAAUACCAGCAACCUGAAAAUGAUGUCACAGAUUGUCAGCGACGGGCCUAAAAUGUUUGAUGAUGACAUCUUCAAUAACAAAAAUGGAUUUGAGCAGUGGGAUAGCUUAAAAAAGGACUCUUUUGGUACAUUGGAAGCUCCACUGAUUUCAAAUGGCAAUGGGUCAAAUUUAUUUAGGGCUAUGGAUCAGUCUUCUGUUCUCCAACAAAUCUUCACUAUUAAUGAGGUUUCCCCUGAAUGGGGAUAUUCUACAGUGGAAACCAAGGUCGUGGUGAUUGGAAACUUUGCUGCAUCGCACAAGCAUCUUGAAAGUUCAAGCAUCUAUUGUGUCUUUGGUGAAUUAUGUGUUGGCAUGCAAAUGGUCCAAUCUGGAGUUUAUCGAUGUAUUGCAUUGCCACAAAUGCCGGGAAAAGUUGAUGCUUUCUUAAGUUUGGAUGGUCAAACUCCUAUUAGCCAGGUUAUUACAUUUCAUUAUCGCCAUGUCCCUGCAGUGCAGUUGAAUGAUGGAGUUACUUCAAAGGAUGCAAAUGGAGAAGAGAAAUUUAGGGAUGUGAUGGCACAAAAAAGGCUGGCUCAUCUUCUCUUCUCUACAAGCGAUAGCAUGCCCCUUUUUUCCAGCAAAAUGCUUCCUAAAGCUAUAAAGGAAGCACAAAGAGUUGCACAGAUUACCUCACCUUAUAUUGAAAAUGAUUGGAAGGAGUUGCUCAAAUUAGACUGUAAGAAUGAGAUUACAUUUUAUCAAGCUUGUGAAGAUUUGCUUGAGUUGGUCUUUAAAAACAAAUUGCAGGAGUGGUUAAUGAAAAAAAUUGCUGAAGGAUGUAAAAUAACUACUCGGGACAGUCAAGGUCAAGGUGUGAUCCAUUUAUGCACUAUUUUGGAUUACACUUGGGCUGUAAGUCUUUAUUCAUUGUCAGGCUUUUCCUUGGAUUUUCGGGAUGCUUAUGGUUGGACAGCAUUGCACUGGGCUGCACAUCUUGGGAGAGAAAAGAUGGUUGCAACACUUAUAUAUGCGGGGGCAAAUCCAAGCUUAGUUACCGAUCCUACUCCAGAAAACCCGGGAGGGUUGACAGCAGCUGAUCUUGCAUCAAAGGGUGGUCAUGACGGAUUGGCUGCAUACCUUGCUGAAAAGGGCUUAACUGCCCAUUUUGAGGCCAUGUCUCUUUCUGGAAAUGUACCAUCAUCUGUCUUACGGGUCUCGAAAGAUCAAGUCAAUCUUGAAGAUCUACAUUAUGAGAUGCUUAGUGAGCAGGAAGUGUGCCUGAAAGAAUCAUUAGAAGCCUAUAGGAAUGCAGCUGAUGCUGCUGAUCGUAUACAAGCAGCAUUUAGGGAACGCACUUUAAAGCUACAAACAGAAUCAGUUCAACUAGCCAAUCCACAGAUGGAAGCUAGCCAGAUUGUUGCUGCUUUAAGAAUCCAGCAUGCCUAUCGCAAUUAUAACAGGCGAAGGUUGAUGAAGGCUGCUGCCAGAAUACAAAGCCAUUUUCGCACUUGGCGAAUUCGAAAGGAUUUCCUUAACAUGCGACGGCAAGUAAUCAAGAUCCAGGCGGCAGUCCGAGGUCACCAAGUAAGGAAGCAAUACCGGAAGAUUGUUUGGUCAGUUGGGGUGCUUGAGAAAGCAGUCCUUCGUUGGCGAUUGAAGAGGAAAGGUUUACGGGGAAUGCAGGUUAAAGCCAUGGAAGUUGGUAGAGCCAACAAUUUAGAGGAAUCAACUUCAACAGAGGAGGAUUUCUUUAAGAUUAGCAGAAAGCACGCUGAAGAAAGGGUGCAAAGAUCAGUCGUUCGUGUUCAAUCAAUGUUUCGCUCUUACCAGGCACAGCAGCAGUACAGAAGAUUGAAAUUGGCUCAGGAGCAAGCAAAGUUAGAAUUCAGUUUGAAUGGUGAUUCUAAGUUUCUUUGAGCUUCUCAAAAUUUCCAUGACUGUACGACGAUUAGUCUGUUUCAUUGGACGAUUUGUCUUCAAUCAGGCUACUGGAUCAUCCGUUUGAAGAUUUGUCAGGUUGACCACGGUUUGAUGCAACUUGUAUGAUGUGUAAUUUCUGUAUGUGGGUUUACGAAUAUAAUUGUUUAAGCAUGGUAGAGGAGUCCAUCUAUGAACAUUAAAAGCUUGUAAAUAUAUGAAAUAGUGUAAAUAGGUGUGGGUAGCCAAAAGAAGCCCCAUGCUCAAGUUCAGAACUCAAGGCGCAUUGUGAAGCAGCAGAACCUCCUGAACCAUUGCUCUGUUUAUUUUUUUUAACCUAUCUAGUAUCUUAAACUAAAUAAAAGCGAUGAUAAUGCUUUUCCAC
Molecule: messenger RNA, 5188 nt
Organism: Dendrobium catenatum
Lineage: Eukaryota; Viridiplantae; Streptophyta; Magnoliopsida; Asparagales; Orchidaceae
Product: calmodulin-binding transcription activator CBT-like
Exons: 12
Coding region: 2188-4803 (871 amino acids)
Biological process (GO): regulation of transcription by RNA polymerase II
Cellular component (GO): nucleus
Molecular function (GO): protein binding; double-stranded DNA binding; transcription coregulator activity
Source: RefSeq, a predicted model, not a curated record